CUAGGGGUCCAGUGUUCAUUCCGAUGUUGCCGAUUGAUCAUAACAAUUUCUUAGACAUCAGUUAAAACGCGAAAAAAAAAACCAUAACCGUAGUGCAAUACUUUGAUUUACCUUAAACUACACACUAUCGUGUAGCGUCAUUCGUAAUAGACAUGCCGUUUUUUAAGGACGACCCACUGAACGUGAAGUACAAGUACGCGGCCAGCCGUGUGCUCUACGACGACGAAGAAGCCCAGGACAAUAGCAGCCUAGACAGCGACGAGGACGACGGUCCCACGGCCUGGGACGCGGAAAACGCGGGCAACAGCGACACAGACAGCGUAGGCUACAGCGGCGGCAGCAGCUCUAAUGGUUCCAAGUCGGAAUACCGUGGAGAGUACGGCGACGGUUCCACGGCCUGGGACACGGAGAUGGCGGGCAACAGCGACACGGGCAGUGGCAGCGGCAGCGGCUCUAGCAGCAGUGGUUCCAAGUCGGUAGACUCCACGGGCAAAGGCAAGGGCAAGGAACGCGGCGCGGGCCGGGGCAAGUGGUUCAAGAAAUUGCGGAUGAUCUUCGACGGGCUGCAGCUGGACGAGAAAAAGGAGAAACCGAGAAAAAAGGUCAAGUCCAUCCUCCGGCCACCCGUCCGUUUCACUUACGUUACCGGCAUGUCUGGCAUCACGUCCAGAGUACCCGUCUUCAAAAUGUGAGCUCGGCCUGCUGUUCUAUCGCCUCUUCUUUGGAACACUAUCGGACCUCGACUAUCAGUUAAAUACCGCCAUUGCUUUUUUCACGAACACAUAGUUCGUUAUAUACCAUUUGACAUUUCGUAACAGUUUUAAGAAUCAUUAUAAUUUCAACAAAAGUAUCGUGAAUUAUUCAGUAAUAUAAACGUUUUAAUUGAUAAUGCCCUUUCAAGUGAGUACAUUAAACUCUGAAUUAAAUAUAUAGAGAGAUUUUUAGUACUGAAGAAUAAAAAUUAU
This is a messenger RNA of Adelges cooleyi (spruce gall adelgid), 965 nucleotides long. RefSeq lists its product as uncharacterized. NCBI's taxonomy places the organism in Eukaryota, Metazoa, Arthropoda, Insecta, Hemiptera, Adelgidae. The record is from RefSeq and is a predicted model, not a curated record. The coding region runs from base 153 to 692 and encodes 179 amino acids. The transcript has a single exon.